UGAAUCCUCCUUUGUAGUACGAAGUAUAUGUUUUGAAUUGACUAAUGUAUUGUGGUAUGGAUGUAUUUUCUCUUCACGUGACCAAGAUGGCAUCAAGAAAAUUUUGGUUGAAAAAAAAAAAUAUUUAUAAAGAGCAUCUAACUUAACUACAAAUCAAUCAAAUUAUAGUUGAAAACAUUACUUAUAAACAUCCAGUUCUCAUAAUAAGAAUAUAUAUAGACAAUGGCUGGAGAUCCGUUUUUAUCAGAUCCUAAUAGGAAACGAAAGCGUUCAUCGAAAAUAACAAGUACUUCCCGAAAACCAACUAAUAAGAAGAGUAGAAGUAGUACUCCAUCUACAAAUAAGAAUAAUAAUAAUAAUUAUGAUAAUGAUAAUGAUGAAGAGAUAUCGGGAGGAAGUGAGACUGAAGAUGAGCAAGGAAAUGUGUCUGUUGACUCUGGAGAUGAUAUUGGAGGAAGAGAUGAAGAAGAAGUUUCAUCAGAUGAAGAAUUUGCUGAUGAAAAUGAAGCUGAUAGAAGAAGAAGAUUAGCCAAACAAUAUUUACAAAAUUUAAAUGAAGAAUUAAAUGAUGGAGAUGAUAACGAUUUCGAUGCCAAAGAUCUUGAUGAUGAUAUAGUGGGUAGACGUUUACAAGUUGAUGUGGCUGAAAAUAAAGGUUAUGUAUAUAAAUUCAUUGGUGAUAAAAUAUCAACUCAAAUCGAUGGAGAUAUUCCAUUAACUACUACUAGAAUAGGGUCAAAACAUUUAACUGCAUUAUCGGUAAGAUAUCCAUAUUUAUAUACUGUUUCCAAAGAUUGUGAAUUAAUAAAAUGGGAUAUUUCCAAAAAGAAACCUCAAAGAAUAAAACAUAGUAAAGGAGGUGAAAAAUAUUUCAAAAUUAAUCCAAUAACAAAUGCUAAUCAUCAUUGGGAUCAAAUCACUUGUGUAGCUACUUCAUUUGAUGGCAAAUAUGUGGUGACAGGUGGUACUGAUUCCAGAUUAAUCAUUUGGUCUACUGAAACUCUUUCAUGUUUAAAGGUUUUAGAAACUAGAUCUGCGGUUAAUUCUAUAACUUUUAGAAGAAAUAGUGAUCAAUUAUAUGCUGCAUGUGCUGAUUUAAGAAUAAGAACUUAUUCUGUAAAUCAAUUCACUCAAUUAGAAAUAUUAUAUGGUCAUCAAGAUAAUAUUACUGAUAUAUCCGCUUUAGCAAGAGAAACAUGUGUAUCAGUUGGAUCCAGAGAUAAAACUGCUAUGUUUUGGAAAAUUGCUGAAGAAUCAAGAUUAACUUUCAGAGGAGGGGAUUCAACUGAAAAGAGAAAAAAGAAGAAGAAGAAGGAUGAUGAUAUUAUAGAUGAAGAUGCUAAGGAAGAAUUACCAUUUCAUUAUGAAGGUUCAAUGGAAGUUGUAUCUAUGCUUGAUGAAUCUCAUUUCGUUACUGGAUCAGAUAAUGGUAAUGUAGCAUUAUGGUCAUUGGCUAAGAAGAAGGCAUUAUUUACUGAAAGACUUUCACAUGGUUUGCAACCUCAAUUUUCAGCUUCAAAAGCAAGUGCUGAAACUUCAAUAGAAAAAGCUAGUCAACAAAUACCCGAACGUCAACCAUAUUGGUUAACUGCUAUUCAUGCAAUUCCAUUCAGUGAUGUAUUUUUAACUGGUUCAUAUGAUGGAAAUGUCAAAAUAUGGAAGAUUGAUGAUACAAAUUUAAGAUCAUUUUCAUUAAUUGGUACUAUAACUAAUAUUAAAGGAUGUGUUGUAAAGAUUGAUAGUGCUGAAAUUACAGAUAAAAAGAAAGUUGCAGUAUUUGUCUUAACUAGUAAAGAACAUAAACAAGGUAGAUGGUUUAAUAAGAUUGAAGGGGCCAGAAAUGCCUUACAUUCAUUCACAUUCGAUAUAUAAUCCCUCUCAUUUGCAUAAAUAUAUGUAUAUAUAACUUUUAGCAUUUUUUACAUACAAUACAUGAAAAAUUAAAAUAGAAAGAAACAUUAAUACAACGA
Scheffersomyces coipomensis is the source of this 1970-nucleotide messenger RNA. It is a transcript of the gene RRP9, whose product is annotated as Rrp9p. Lineage: Eukaryota; Fungi; Ascomycota; Pichiomycetes; Serinales; Debaryomycetaceae. Bases 223 to 1872 code for a protein of 549 amino acids. The transcript has a single exon. Gene Ontology annotation, molecular function: U3 snoRNA binding; protein binding. The record is from RefSeq and is a predicted model, not a curated record. Gene Ontology annotation, cellular component: small-subunit processome.